Messenger RNA from Candidula unifasciata, 417 nucleotides. The record is from the annotation of a GenBank genome assembly. Lineage: Eukaryota; Metazoa; Mollusca; Gastropoda; Stylommatophora; Geomitridae.
AUGCAAGCAACUGGUUUAAUCCCAGCACGGUUCUUGACGAUAAUAGCACAUUUGGUUCUGGUCAUUGUCAUCUUAUGGACUAGAGAUGAAAACAUCAAGAUGAGUCUUGCUGAAGAAUAUAGCCAAUCAGAGUUUGACCAGAAAAAUACAGAAUUCAUAGUGGCCUUGUCAAUCACACUGGGCCUGUUUGCUGUGGAACUUAUCGGCUUUGUGGGCGGAGUCACAAUGUUUAUGUCGUUCCAAGGCCUCUUGUCAACAGCGGCCCAUAGUGCAGCAGCCAUAGCUCUCUCAUACUUCCUGUUUGACCAGUGGCCCUGCGAAUGGUACUGGUAUAUUUUUGGAUUCUGUUCGGCUUUACCGGCCAUCACUGAAGCUGUUUAUAUCAUUGGGAUACUGUGUUUCCGGAAAGGAUUUUAA